This is a messenger RNA of Vicia villosa (hairy vetch), 642 nucleotides long. RefSeq lists its product as uncharacterized. The transcript has 2 exons. Gene Ontology annotation, molecular function: nucleic acid binding; zinc ion binding. The record is from RefSeq and is a predicted model, not a curated record. The coding region runs from base 1 to 642 and encodes 213 amino acids. NCBI's taxonomy places the organism in Eukaryota, Viridiplantae, Streptophyta, Magnoliopsida, Fabales, Fabaceae.
AUGGAUAGCUCUGCAGCCCAAAAGGUACGUUAUGGUACUCAUAUGCUAGCUGAAGAGGUUGAUGAUUGGUGGCUUGGCACUCGUCAGAGAUUAGGGGCUGCAAGUGAGGUGAUUACUUGGGUUAUGUUCACUCGGGAGUUCCUAAGGAAUUAUUUUCUAGAGGAUGUUCGGGGCAAGAAAGAGAUGAAGUUCCUUGAGCUGAAACAAGGGAAUUCAACCGUUGCUGAGUAUGCUGCCAAAUUCGUAGAACUUAUGAAGUUUUAUCCAUACUAUAGUGCAUAUACUACUGAUUUUUCUAAUUGUAGGAUCUAUGAGGAGGACAAUAGGACUCAUUUAGCGUAUUAUAAGAGUCACAAUGAGAAAAAGGGAAGGAACCAAGACCGUGGUAAGCCAUAUAGUACUCCUGUUGAUAAAAGGAAACAGAAGGUUUCCGAUGGGAAGAAGACAAGUGGGGUAGGAGCUCCCGCUCCUGCCAACUACUAUAGGUAUGGUGAAAAAGGUCAUCGUUAUAAUGAAUGUGAGAAUAAGGAUGAUGGUCCGACUUGUUACAAAUGUGGUAAGACAGGUCAUCAUGCUCAUGAAUGCAAGGACGAUGGUCCGACUUGUUUUAAUUAUGGAGAACAGGGUCAUAUUAGUACCUAG